UGCUUGGGCGCGCAGUGUGCGUGGCUUGAGCACGGCGGCUGUUUGCAGGGGACGCUCUCCUGGCCGGGGUGCUGUUUUGGAAACGAGCUCAGCAUUCGCACUGUCUUUUGGGCCUACCAUGAGGCGCCUAGGUUCGGUGCAGCGGAAAAUGCCAUGUGUGUUUGUGACGGAGGUGAAAGAGGAGCCCUCCACCAAAAGGGAGCAUCAGGUACCGAGGUGUGCGGCCCCGUGGAGCGGCCGCGCAGGGGCUGCCGGGCGCUAUAGAGCCGCCCUGCAGCCAUUUAAAGUUUUGGCAACUGAAACUAUAAGUCACAAGGCAUUAGAUGCAGAUAUAUACAGUGCAAUUCCAACAGAAAAAGUGGAUGGAACAUGUUGUUAUAUUACUAACUAUAAAGGUCAGCCAUACCUUUGGGCUCGACUAGAUAGAAAACCUAACAAAUUAGCUGAGAAAAGAUUUAAAAAUUUUCUACAUUCAAAACAAAACUCAAAAGAAUUUUUUUGGAAUGUUGAGGAGGACUUCAAACCUGUUCCAGAGUGCUGGAUACCAGCGAAGGAAAUAGAACAAUUAAAUGGGAAUCCGAUGCCUGAUGAAAAUGGACACAUUCCUGGUUGGGUACCAGUGGAGAAAAACAACAAACAGUAUUGCUGGCAUUCCUCUGUAGUUAAUUAUGAAUUUGAAGUUGCCCUGGUACUGAAGCAUCAUCCUGAUGAUCCUGGUCUUUUGGAAAUUAGUGCAGUGCCGCUAUCAGAUCUCCUAGAACAAACACUGGAGCUUAUCGGAACAAAUAUUAAUGGAAACCCAUAUGGGUUAGGAAGCAAGAAGCAUCCAUUACAUCUUCUUAUACCACAUGGGGCAUUUCAAAUAAGAAAUCUACCAACCUUGAAGCACAAUGAUCUAUUAUCCUGGUUUGAAGGUUGCAGAGAGGGUAAAAUUGAAGGAAUAGUAUGGCAUUGCAAUGAUGGCUGUUUAAUCAAGGUUCAUCGACAUCAUCUUGGUUUAUGCUGGCCAAUUCCAGAUACUUACAUGAAUUCAAAACCCGUUAUUAUCAACAUGAACCUGAACAAGUAUGACCAUGCCUUUGAUACUAAGAGUUUGUUUAAUCUUCUUUCAAAAAUAGAUAAUCAGAAAUUUGGCAGACUCAGAGAUAUCAUACUUGAUGUAUAAACUAGAAAUGCAAUUAAAAAACAGCUUUAUUAUAUUUAAACCUUGAAUAUUCUGCCAUGUGGGGAAGGUAAAAAAUCUCAAGGUUCAGUGUCUAAUAUAGCAAUACAUCUUCUAGCAUUUCAGGAAAUGAAUUUCCCAGUUGCAAAUGUCUAUUCAAGAUUUUAUUUAGAAGCAGCAAAUGAAUUUCAACCACUAAACUUAAAAAAAUGUAAUAGUAAUCUCCCACCUUGUACAAAGGUUGGAUUCUACCAUUACUGGGUAGUAAUUUAAAAACAGCAGUUAAACAAUUCUGGAUCAUUAAUUUUGAGGAUUAAAGAAUUUAAAAAACAAUUUAAUCUUACUAGACACUUAACAAAACAUAUAGCUGUAACCUCAUAACAUGUUUAUAUACAUGUACAUAUAUAAAAUUAGUCUUAACACACAUAAGUAUGUAAGUAUAUGUAAAAGUCCAAUUUUAAAUGUUAAAAUUAUUAAAGUUCACCCUCAUACUCUUUAAAAAACUUAAAUAUUAUGAAUGUACAGAAAUUCAUCAUAGCUCAUUUGACAGACAUAAUUUAAAAA
This is a messenger RNA of Lynx canadensis (Canada lynx), 1726 nucleotides long. It is a transcript of the gene RLIG1, whose product is annotated as chromosome B4 C12orf29 homolog. The record is from RefSeq and is a predicted model, not a curated record. The transcript is spliced from 7 exons. NCBI's taxonomy places the organism in Eukaryota, Metazoa, Chordata, Mammalia, Carnivora, Felidae. The coding region runs from base 119 to 1165 and encodes 348 amino acids. Gene Ontology annotation, biological process: response to reactive oxygen species. Gene Ontology annotation, molecular function: RNA ligase (ATP) activity.